AUGCCUCCGGUUUUACCGCGUGAUAACACACACUGGUGGUGCGAUCCUAGUACGGAAUAUGCAUUUGUUGGUUUCAGUUACGAAGUAACCGCUUGUCAAAGUUCUACGCAACUCAACAAAGAGUUUGCCGACAUUCGGAAUCAUUUCAACUCUCGCUAUGUCCGCCUCUACGGCGCAUGCGAUCGAGAUGGAUUCUAUGAUGAUAUCGUUGAUGCAGCUUGGGAUAAUGGACUGGGCGUCCAUGCUCUGAUCUGGUUUGGUUUCACCGGAGGCGAUAUCUGGAUGACCAGACGCGACACGCUCCUAGCAACGCUGCAUGCUAACCCCAAAGCGAAAUUUGUUACGCGGGGUGUGCAGUUCGGGUCGGAACCGCUGUACGAUAACGUGCUCCCGCAUCAAGAACUUGCCCAGCAGGUGCUCCUUGCCAAAGCAAACCUCUCCGACCUGAAUAUCCCUGUCACAGUGAGCGAGCUCGCGUACGGGUACCAGGAACGCGGAGGCGCGCAGGAUGUGCUAGACGCUAUCGACUUUAUCAAUAUCCACAUGCUGCCGUUCUUUGAUCAGAACGCUUCCACUGCAAAUAACUCUUGGCCCAUCGUACUCGAAAACCUCGAAUUCUUCGUUGACAAUGGAGGGGGGAAGAAGAUGUACUUUGAUGAGAAUGGCUGGCCCUCAGUAACAUCGCCAAGCGUGCAACCCAAUAGUCCAUAUGCUGUUGCCGACAUUCCAAACGAGCAGGCGUAUUUCGAAUUGCUCGAUUCGAAGUGCGAAUACCUCAAGGAUGUCGAGGGUAGAGGGAUAGGCUGGUUCGCGCAUAUCUACUCCGACAACCAGGAACCUGGUUAUGGUAUAUACAAUUUGUCGGGGCAUCUCAAGUUUCCCUUCCAUCCCCGAACGGAAUGCUAG
Messenger RNA from Sparassis crispa, 906 nucleotides. RefSeq names its product glycoside hydrolase family 17 protein. The record is from RefSeq and is a predicted model, not a curated record. The coding region runs from base 1 to 906 and encodes 301 amino acids. NCBI's taxonomy places the organism in Eukaryota, Fungi, Basidiomycota, Agaricomycetes, Polyporales, Sparassidaceae. The transcript is spliced from 7 exons.